Molecule: messenger RNA, 4464 nt
Organism: Acaromyces ingoldii
Lineage: Eukaryota; Fungi; Basidiomycota; Exobasidiomycetes; Exobasidiales; Cryptobasidiaceae
Exons: 5
Coding region: 1-4464 (1487 amino acids)
Biological process (GO): phosphorelay signal transduction system; phosphorylation
Molecular function (GO): phosphorelay sensor kinase activity; protein binding
Source: RefSeq, a predicted model, not a curated record
AUGCAAUCGCAGCAAGCGUUGUUCCGAACGAGCGGGCCCGAAGGCAGCACCAGCACCAGCACCAGCCCGCAGCCGCCGCGAGAGCCUCUACAGCAGCAGCAGCCCAGGCCUCCUAUCUUUCGCAUUCCCGAUCCUCCCAUCCAUCGUGCCAGCAGCGGUAGUGGCAGUGGCACCGGUAGUGCCAACGCUGGCUCAUCGUCAUCGAACAAGUCAGGAGCUUUUCAACCGACAACUCCCCACCACGGCGGCCUCGGUCCGUCGUCGUAUACGCCUUCGCCCGGUGUCUCACCUGCGCCAGCGCUCCAGCAGCUCAAUCAAGCCCCAGGCCAGCGGAGACAAUUCACCGCCGGCCAACGCAGCUACGCGGAUCCCCAAGCUAGUCGCUACAAUCACUCUUCCGCUGCCAUGAUGGAUCUCGACGAAUCGCUUCGGGCGCUCUACUUUGCUCCUCUGCCUCUCGUCGUGCUCGACAGCAAUCGCAACAUCAAGAUGAUCAACCGGCCUGCCGAGUUGGUGCUGGGUGUGGGCAGCGUCUCGGCUGCAGGUCAUCGGCUCGACCGCUACGUUGCAAUGUCAUCACGAGAACAGUACUUGUUGGCCCUCGGCGAGGCGACGCAGUCGGCCGCCCAAAAGUCGGGCAUGGGGGUGCCGGUCGGCACUCGGCUCGGCCUCAAGUCAAACGAAAAUGAUUCCGGAACGCUGAUCGCAGACCUUUCCAUCUCUGCGUGGUUCUCCACAGAGCAGCUCUUCACUUCCGGAGACGGCGAUGGCCAAAGUGGCCAGAGAGACAAAUCGAUGGUCGAUGCCAGUCCAUCGUCGGGCGCUACCUCACCCAUGUCGUCUCCGAUGAACGAUCGACGCGACAGCGGAAGCAUAAGCAGCAGCAUCAGUCAGCAUCAGCGCCAAAAUUCAACCGUACCCCUGCUUCACGAGGCCUACUUUACCAUCUCCAUUGCACCGGUGCAGAGCGCUCGGCGGGCGAGUCCGACCGACGGCCUUACCGAAUUGCUCAAGGAAAGCAGCUUCCACUCCGUCGACGCAGCCCUUCUGGCCCUCAGCAAAGACGGUACAAACAUCAUACGGAACAAGGCCUGCGAAGAUGUCCUGUCAAGAUUCGCGCGCGUAGAACCCAAAAAGGAGGCCAAGCAGCCCAAGCCCGGUCAAGAGGAUUUUGACGAGGGGGAGUCAAGCAUUGAUCUCAGCUGGAUCAACGACGCGAUGUCUUGCUUUGAUGAGAAUUUCCAACAGCCUCUUCCCGAAACAGAAUUUCCCAUCUACCGGGCUGCCGUGUUGGGCCAGAUUGUCAAACCUCUCCGCAUCGGCGUCAUUGGGCGAGAUACUGGCGAGCGGUUCAUUUUGCAAGUCGAGGCUAAGCCAAUGCGCGACAACCAAGGCUACGGCGAGCACAUUGGCGGAAUUGCCACCAUUCGAGACGUGACGACGGAGCGCAGGGAGAGACAGGCUGAAGUGGCCGAGCAGUCUGACAUCUUCUUCAGGCAGACCUGCGACGCUAUGCCCCAACUCGUCUGGGUCACCUCGCCCACAGGCUACCACGAGUGGUACAGCAAGGCGUGGUACGACUACACGGGCUCGACGCCGGAAUCCUCGCACGGAGUCGGCUGGGCUGGCCAUUUCCACGAGGAAGACAUGCCCGAGGCGUCAAAGCGAUGGAGCCACUCGCUGCGCACAGGCGACCUGUACGAGGUUGCCUACCGGUGCCGACGCUACGAUGGCGCCUGGCGCUGGCACCUCGGUAGAGCACUCCCGAUGCGUGACGCCGAGGGAAAGAUUGCGAAGUGGUUUGGCACCUGUACCGACAUCCAUGACCAGGUUGAGGCGCUGGCAGCAAGCCGGCAGGCCCAGUCACAGCUCGAGAGUGUCAUCAAUCACGCCGCCAUGACGCUGUGGGCAGUGGAUCGCGAGGGCACGAUCACAGUGGCUGAGGGUCCUGGUGUGCGGCAGCUAAAGCUCAUGGGCCCAGGGACGCCGGCAGGAUCCGAAAAGGAGACGAGCUUCGCUGCGGGCAUGGGUCUCCGAGGCGGCGACGACCGGGAGCGAGGAGGCUCCGAAAGUGGAUUCGGGGGCCGAAACAGCAACAGCAACAGCAACAGUAACAGUAACAGCAACAGCCGCAAGAGCAUGAUUGGUCGCUCCAUCUACCAGGUCUGGGACCUGAACACCGACAUUCGCAUCUCGAUGCAAAAGGCCCUCGACGGCGAGACUGUCGUCGAAGAGAUGGAGGUCGACGGAAGAUGGUUCCGAACCUCGUACACGCCCCUGCGAAGCCAUGUUCCCGAUUUCCUGAAUGACAGUGAUGCAAAGGCCGUCGAGGAGGGCGACAUCAUCGGUGUCGUGGGCGCCUCCUUGGACAUCACCGAGCGCAAACGAGCACAGGAGCAGAUGGAGCAGUCGCUCCUCGAAAAGACGAGGGCGUUGGCGGCCGAGGGUGCGGCCCGGGAAGCCAGCCGGCUCAAGUCGGAGUUCCUCGCAAACAUGUCGCACGAAAUCAGGACGCCCAUUGCUGGUGUUAUUGGGCUCUCGGAGCUCCUCCUGGACGAGCGGGGCCUGACACCGCAGCAGCGAGAUUAUGCAGAGACUAUCCAGCGGUCGGCAGAGGGCCUCCUGACCGUCAUCAAUGAUGUUCUUGACUUUUCGAAGGUCGAGAUCGGCAAGCUCGAUGUGGAGCGGGCUCCAUUCAAUCUCGAGGUUCUGCUCCGAGACGCCAAGAGGAUGCUGAGCUUUGCGACGCAGAAGAAGGGCCUCGACUUCCGCGACUCGGUGGAUCUCAAGUUCAAGGGCCAGCUCAUCGGUGAUGCGGGUCGCCUUCGACAGGUCAUCACCAACCUACUUACCAAUGCCAUCAAGUUCACGGCUCUAGGCUACAUCAGCCUUGAGGUGCUGGAGCUCCAAGAGACACCAGAGACGCUCGCUGUUCGUUUCGACGUGCGCGAUACCGGCUGCGGCAUCAGCCCCGACACGCUUGCUCGCCUCUUCCAGCCCUUCUCGCAGGCCGAUCCAUCGACGGCCAGACGUUUUGGGGGUACAGGUCUGGGCUUGAGCAUCUCCAAGAAUCUCGUCGAGCUCAUGAAUGGUCAAAUCGGUCUCGACUCCGUCGAAGGCCAGGGCUCGCAUGCCUGGUUCAUCAUUCCCUUUACCAAGGCGGCAAAGACGGGACAAUGGCAAGCGUCGGGCGCUUCCUUGGCCGACUCAGCUGUGGUGGGAGGCGGCAUGCCGAAUACAGAAUCUACAACGCUGGCAAGGCCGCGAAAGGACAUUUGGAUCCUGGUGGCCGAGGACAACAUCGUGAAUGCGCAAAUUGCGUCGAAGAAUCUCAAGAGGAUGGGAUUCAGCUGCCGGACCGCCGAGAAUGGUCUCAUUGCCCUUGACGAGCUGCACAAGCACCCGUAUGACGCUGUCUUGAUGGACUGUCAAAUGCCAGAAUGCGACGGGUACGAGGCAACGAGAAGGAUCAGGAAGUCGCUCAAUCCAGACAUUCGUAUUUUGCCUGUCAUUGCACUGACGGCUUCUGCAAUCAAGGGCGACCGGGAACGAGCGUUAGAUGCCGGCAUGGUCGAUUACCUGGCCAAGCCAGUCAAGAGACCGGCAUUGGAGGCCACACUACAGAGUCUUGGCAAGUUCUUCGCUGCACCCACGGCGACACCCCUCAAUGCACCGGCGCUCUAUGGUGCCAGGACCUGGAGCACCCCGCCUUUGGCAUCGCACAGCUCGGUAGGGACGUCGACAGCAACGGCCAAAGAGUAUCCCUUCCCACAGCUAAGCAAUGCUGAAGGAAUCUCGCCAGGGGCUGUUACUCAAACAUUUAGCAGUGUCCAGCAGCCUCAGCUCGGCGUCGCUCCACCGGUAUCAAGCUCGGAUUCUGGCGUGCCGGACCCUCCGGCGUCCCUCUCGUCGCCUUCAUCGGAAACGCAGAAGCCCAAUGUGCCGGAUUCCAGCGGUCUUGGCAAGGCCAUUGCCUGGCCGCCGUCGCAGGAGUCCAUAUCUAAGCUUCGAAGAGGUACGAACAGCGAUGCACUGGGCGCAGCCGCGGCGCUCCUCGCGACGCGCCGGUCCUCUGCAGAGGAGAUUGCGAGGAAUAUUCGACCGUCAAUCAACCCCAGAAGCAAAUCGCACGGCUACCAUGUUCACUAUACGGACGAUACAAAGGGUGUACUGAGCAGUGCCGAGGGUAGCUCGUCGUCGACUGCGACCAUGUCGUCAGUGCAGUCGGUGGGAGCGGCAGGCGGAGAAGCUGGUGGACCGCCCCCAAUCAUGAGGAGGAGUAGCAGGGAGCAGGGGGGCAUGGGCAGGGAUCUCGAUGGGGAGCUGCUGAACGCAACGCUCUCAGAGCCGAGUCUACACGCCGCACUCGCAGACGAUGCAGAAGAUUCGAGAGCCGGGCAGGCGGUAGACGCAGAGACACAGGCAGGCAAGGACGAGGACGUGGUCCUGUCGCCGCCUUCUUGA